AUGGAAAAGGGAUUGGGUGAUGCCAUUAAAGAAGUUUACCCUGGAGCUGAGCAUAGAGUUUGUAUUCGCCAUUUGUGGAAAAAUUUGAAAAAAAAUUUCCAUUGUAAAGACGGCCAUAAACUUCAAGGUUUGGUUUGGGCAGCUGCUGGAGCAUAUACUAUUACAGAGUUCAAUGACAAACUCGCUGAGCUGAGUGUUUUGAGUCCAAGCAUUUAUGUUUAUCUUACAAACUUACCUUAUAAGUGGUCAAGGAGCCAAUUCAUUCUGGGUAUAUACCAUGCAACAAAUACAAGUAACUUAGCCGAAUCAUUCAAUGCAUGGAUUGUAGAUGCUCGGAAUAAACCAGUCGUGGACUUAGUUGACAUGAUUCGCAGUAAACUUAUGGAGCAAAGGGCUGCACGUAAGUUGUUGAGCAUAACAUGGCAACGUGAUUUAGUUCCUAAUGCAGAAGAUUACAUCAGAGAAGUAACUACAAGAAAAGAACAUAUGUUAGUUCGCCAAUCAACUCAUUCAAAGGCUGAGGUUGAAUCCAUACAUUCAAGGCAUAUUGUAGACCUGGAAUCUAAAGAAUGCACAUGCCGAAUAUGGCAAUUAACAGGACUUCCAUGCAUUCACGCUGUAGCCUACAUUGGAAUGAAGGAACAUCCACUAUGGCAUACAUAUGUUCAUGAUUGGUACAGGAUGGCAUACGAGGGAGCUAUAGGUACUUUACCUGAUAAAGAUCAGUGGCUUGUUGUUCAAAAUGUGGUGGAUAUUGGACAUAUGAAAAACUGCUGUAAUCCUGGAAGCAUUACCGGAAAACCUGUAAAACUUAAGCAUUACCAGGAAAAACUGCUGUAA
This is a messenger RNA of Dendrobium catenatum, 840 nucleotides long. RefSeq lists its product as uncharacterized. The record is from RefSeq and is a predicted model, not a curated record. The transcript is spliced from 3 exons. NCBI's taxonomy places the organism in Eukaryota, Viridiplantae, Streptophyta, Magnoliopsida, Asparagales, Orchidaceae. The coding region runs from base 1 to 840 and encodes 279 amino acids. Gene Ontology annotation, molecular function: zinc ion binding.